Molecule: messenger RNA, 2735 nt
Organism: Rhineura floridana
Lineage: Eukaryota; Metazoa; Chordata; Lepidosauria; Squamata; Rhineuridae
Gene: OLFML1
Product: olfactomedin like 1
Exons: 3
Coding region: 122-1315 (397 amino acids)
Biological process (GO): signal transduction
Source: RefSeq, a predicted model, not a curated record
UUUAAAUCAUUCAAAUUUUGUGAUUGUUAGUUUUCCCCACACACAUGCUACAGUGCUGGGCAGAUAUUAAACCCAAGUCUCAGGUGUCAGUUUUGGGGUAUUUGAAAAUUUUAAUGCAACAAUGGCAGCCAUACAGCUCAACUUCUUAUUAGUUUCAUUCUUUACAAUCGCGGGAGAAGCACAAUACAUAAUGCAAGAUGCUGGAUUGAUGCAUUACAUCGACCGUCGAAUUCUCUCGAUAGAGAACAGGUUAAACAAGUGCGAUCAAGAUAUCAUGGAGUAUGUACAAGAAUUCAGAGAGUUUUCAAAGAGGAUGAUGUCACGCCUGGAAGGACUCAACGUUUUGAAGACAGAUCUUAAGAAUGAUGUAGACUAUUUGCUAACCAGAGUGGAAAGAGCUCAAAGGGAUAUUGACUAUUUUGAAUCUGUGCAAGAGUCACCUGACGCAUGUGUGGAAAUAGAUGAGGACCUUGUGGAUCAGCAAUUAAUUGAACAAGAGGAGUCGAAAAAGAAAGUCAAGCUCAUGCUUAAUGCAAGUUGCAACUACAUGAUUGCAGGCAUCAAAUCCCUAAAGAUAGUAAAGAAGGCUGGAGACAUACAUGGGUCAUGGCUGAAAGACCCUGGCAAGAAUUACCCAAAGAUUUAUUUCUUAACUGGGGUCAAGAACAAAACCAUAAUGGAGUUUGCAAAUAUCCGGGCUUUUACUCAAAAUGGUGAGAAACAGUCAGCUCGGAGAGUUACUCUGCCAUUUCCCUGGCAAGGAACAGGCCAUGCUAUAUAUAACGGUUUUCUCUUUUAUCAUAAAUUUGGCUCCUUAAAUGAGAUAAUCAAGUUUGAUAUUCAGAAAAGAAAUGUAACUGGCCAGAUGUUUUUGUCAGGUGCAGGAGAGACAUUUGCCUAUGAUCUUCAUCCUUAUACUAAAAUAGACCUAGCUGUGGAUGAGCUGGGGUUAUGGGCAAUCCAUGCAGAGCCAGGUACUGAUGGAAAGCUGGUCAUUACUAAAAUCAGCCAUGAAACCAUGGCUGUGGAAUAUACUUGGGAUACGUCGUGCAAAAGCCAGAAUGCUGAAGCAGCAUUCAUGAUGUGUGGUGCCCUGUAUGUAGUGUACAAUUCACCAGGGGGAGGCACAUCUCGCAUACAGUGUAUUUAUGACACCUUAGAUACCAUCAAUCCUUAUGAAAUCCCAACAUUUCAUUUCCUUAAACGCCAGACGAGUCAUUCCAUGGUGCAUUAUUACCCCAGAGAACAACAACUCUUUGCCUGGGAUAAUGGAUCCCAGGUCAUUUACAAGCUCCAGACAAAGCAAAAAAGUUAAACAAAAAUCCUCCACCUCACCCCCAUGUCCCACCCCACCUGCCAAUGUAAAUAUUACAAUGAUUUUACAGAUACUAGACUGAGAUAUAAAAAGUGGUUGUUUUUUCUACUUGCCCACAGUUUAGACUUAAUUUUACACUUCAUUAUGGUUUAAAAAAAAAAAAGAUUUUCUUUUCACCCCUGUGCAAAGUUUUGUGAAUGCUGCAGUGCUCAAAAGAGGCCUUCUUCCUCCUUGCAAACAGCCAGCUCUCUGAUGCUGCAACCUGAAUUACUCUGGUACAGGUGGCAGAUUGGGAAGAAUGCCACAAAUGAGCAGGCUUUUGUUGCUGUUGUUAGGGACAGGGGUAGGGGAAUGUGUCUAGCACAGAGGAAGUGGGAGAAAAAGAGGACAUACCAUUGGCUGGUGGAAGAGGACGAACAUGUGUGUCUGUCUUGGGAACAAGGAGGAAUAGCACCAUGUUGUUUUUUCUUCAGGCGCACAAUGCCGACUAUUGGCUUUCUAACACCCUUCCCUCCCCACGCUAUUUGUCUUUCCUUUCUGGCUUUUUCCUCCCAUCUCUUUCUCCAUCCAGAGUUUCUCUUUCCCUGGAUCCUCUCUUCUAAGCUUUCUUGUCCCUCUCACCUUGCUUUCCUUCCCCACUGCUACUUGUUGUCUUUCCCAGCCCUUAAACGAUUUCUCACUCUCCUUUCCUUGGGGGGAAGGACCAUAGCUCAGUGGUAGAGCACAUGCCAUUCGUGUCAACAGUCCCAGGUCCAGUCCCUCAUAUCUCCAGAUACUGCUGGGAAAGACUCCCUGCCUGAAACCCUGAAGAGCCAUCACCAGUCAUGGUUAUAGACUAGACAAUCAGUAUAAAGCUGCUUCCUGUAUUUUCCACUCUCUGGCCGUCUCCCUUCCUUUCCCAGCUCCCUCUCUUUCUCCCUGCCAGAAAAGCGGCUUGGUGUUUUGACCAGCUCAUGCUGGGGGCAGGGGGCUGCUGGUCCACUCCUCAUUGAAUUUCUUCUCCAAGCCAGAAGCUGGGUGUGGAAGAGACAGAGAGAGUGAGAGUGUGUGUGUGAGAGGGAGACAGAGAUAGAUGCUCAGUUCUGGCUACUUAAGAACAUAAGAACAUAAGAAGAGCCUGCUGGAUCAGGCCAGUGGCCCAUCUAGUCCAGCAUCCUGUUCUCACAGUGGCCAACCAGGUGCCUGGGGGAAGCUCACAAGCAGGACCCGAGUGCAAGAACACUCUCCCCUCCUGAGGCUUCCGGCAACUGGUUUUCAGAAGCAUGCUGCCUCUGACUAGGGUGGCAGAGCACAGCCAUCAUGGCUAGUAGCCAUUGAUAGCCCUGUCCUCCAUGAAUUUGUCUAAUCUUCUUUUAAAGCCGUCCAAGCUGGUGGCCAUUACUGCAUCUUGUGGGAGCAAAUUCCAUAGUUUAACUAUGCG